This is a messenger RNA of Plasmodium adleri (nom. inval.), 11877 nucleotides long. Its product is annotated as conserved Plasmodium protein, unknown function. The record is from RefSeq and is a predicted model, not a curated record. The transcript has a single exon. NCBI's taxonomy places the organism in Eukaryota, Apicomplexa, Aconoidasida, Haemosporida, Plasmodiidae. The coding region runs from base 1 to 11877 and encodes 3958 amino acids.
AUGAUGGAAAGAGGAAGAUCAAAUUAUAGACGUAAUAAUGAAAAUAAUAAUUUUAGAGAAGGAAAUAUAAAAAAUGAAACAGGAGAUGAUAAUCAAUUUUGGACGAAUAUUGAUAAUUAUUAUUUUUGUAAUUUUGAUAAAAGUAUAAUAUCAGCAUUUGAAAAUCAUAUAAAAUGUACUGAUUAUAUUUGUAAUAAAAUUAAAAAGAGGAAGAUAAAUAAAAAAUUAUUUAAAAAUAUUAAUUGUUAUAAAAGUUCGGUAAAAAUAAAAUUAAAUGGGAAUGAUAAAAAUGAAAAUAAUAAUAAGAAGCUUUUGUGUGCAGCUACAGAUAUGCAAUAUGAAAAUAAUAUGAAUAAUGUGAGUAAUAUGAGUAAUAUGAAUAAUAUGAAUAAUGUGAGUAAUAUGAGUAAUAUGAGUAAUAUGAAUAAUAUGAAUAAUAUGAAUAAUAUGAAUAAUAUGAGUAAUAUGAAUCAUAUGAAUAAUAUGAGUAAUAUGAAUCAUAUGAAUAAUAUAAAUAAUAUAAACCAUAUAAAUAAUAUAAAUCUUAUGAAUAAUAAGAAUUAUAAUAUAUCAAAUAAUAAUAACAAAUGUAUUCCAAAUAAUAAUAUUCCAUGGGUUAUGAUUAAUAAUAAUCAAAACAUAAAUAAUAGUAAUAUAUAUACAAGAGAUACAGGAUUAGGUGUAGGAACAAAUAAACCAGAUGAUAGUUACAUGAAUAAUAUGAAUGAUAAAAUAUUAAAUAAUCAAAUUCAAAAUGUUAUAAAUUUUGAUGAAAAAAAAUCUAUUCUUGAAUUUAUGCCUAUGGCGAAAAAUGAAUUAUUAUUAAAUACAUUACAUCACUUAAAUUUAAGAAAUGAGCAUCCUACAAAUCCUUUUCAGAAUAUGUAUAGAAAUCCUAAUUAUUUUAAUAAAGACGAAAAUUAUAUGUUUCUUAAAAAUCAAGGUUCUAUAAAUAAUGUAAAUAAUAAUAUUCUUCCAAAUAAUAACAACCUCAAUAAUUUGAAUACCCAUAUUAAUAAUCAAAUGAUAGAAAAUAAUAAUAAACCUAUGCCUACAUCAUUGAAUGAUUUAAAUGCGCACACAACCAAUAAUAAUAAUAUUAAUAGUAAUAGUAAUAAUAAUAGUAAUAGUAAUAAUAAUAAUAGUAAUAGUAAUAAUAAUAAUAAUAAUAUAUUAAAUAAUAAUAAUGAUAAUAAUAACAAUCCUGUUUGUGACACCCAUCAAAUAUUAGAUAAAAAUUUGGAAUGCUCACAGAAAGAAGAAUUAUAUAACAAAGAAGACAAUAAAAAUACAGAGGAACAUCAAGUUACUCUGAAGGAAGAAGAUAAAGACAUCCAUGUUAAUUCAAAUAAUGAAAAGACUACAGAUGAAGAAAAUAUGUCAGUAAAUGAUUUACAAAAAAAUACAAAUAACAAUGAAACCUCAAAUGAUACAACAUUAUUUAAAGAUGUAAAUGAUGAUAUUAAUAUACAUAAGGAAGAAAAUAAAAUAGUAAACAUGUCUAAAAAUAAUGUUGAUAUAAUCAAUGAAGAUAAAGAAAAGGAAGAUGUUGUAGGUAAUAAAAUAAAUUCUAUUGAUUUGAUCAAUCCGAUUAUCCAAAAUGAUAAUGAAAGAAUAAAUAAUGAGGACAAUAAAAAUAAAGAAAAUGUAAAUGUUCAAGAAAAUGAUAAUAAUAAUAAUAAUAAUAAUAAUAUGAAUAGGGGGUGUGUAUUAAACAAAAAUCAAAAUAAUAUAAAUAAUGUAAACAACAUAAAUAAUAUAAACAAUAUAAAUAAUAUAAACAAUUUAAACCAUAUAAAUAGUAUAAACAAUAUAAAUAAUAUAAAUAGUAUAAACAAUAUAAAUAAUAUAAAUAAUAUGAACAACCUUAAUAAUUUUCAUCCUAACCACAAUGUACCUAAUAAUGAUAUGUUUAAACAAGCUCUAUUAUUUAACAAACAAAAUAUGAUGAAUAUGCAUCCAUAUCAUAUGAAUAAUAUGAAUCCUAAUGAACCUACUUUUUUCAAUAGUCAAAUAAAUAAUAAUAAUAAAAAUUCAAUGCAAGGAUAUAUAAAUCCUAUGAAUCAUAAUAUUAUGAAUAUGUAUAAUUCAAUCAAUCCUAAUAUAAGAAAUGAUGUUAUGAAUAAACAUAUGAUGAUGACAUCAAACAAUCUAAAUAUAAAUGAUAAAAAUAUAAUACCAGAUAUAGAUAAAAUAGGAUAUCCAUAUGCAACUAAUAAUAUGUUACCUUAUGAUAAUGUUUUAAUAAAUAAUCAACCUAGGGUUAAAGAUCCACAUGCAUUUAUGAGGAAAAGCCAUGGUACUCGCAUAAGGAAAUAUAAUGAAAAUGACAUAAAAGAUGAUAAUAAUAAAAAUAAUGACAACAACAACAAUAAUAAUAAUAAUAAUAAUAUAUACUGGGAUAAAUAUAAAAGAAGCACCAGAAGCUCAAAAUAUGAUGAUAAUUUCUUUAACCCUUUUUUAAAUAAAAAAUAUGAUGGCAUAGGAAAAUUGCCAUAUAUACAAAAUAAACCAAUACCAAACGGAUUGCAUAUUUCUAUUUAUAUUCCAAAAUCUUAUGAUUUUACAGAUCAAGGUAAAGAUGAAGAUAUAAAACCAUAUGAAGAAACAAUUAAAAAUAAUGAUAAUGUUAAUACAAUAUGUGAUGAUAUUAAAAAUACAGAUCAUAAUAUAGAUCAAGAAAAAGAUAGAAAAAGUGUAUCAUUUGAACAAGAAAAAUCAGAAUUAACCAGCAAUGAAGAAUAUAUAUAUGAAAGAGAAACAUUAGCUAGAUUAUUAACAGAAAUAACUUUUGGUGAUAAGAAAAAUUUAUUUAAUCCUAAAAUGACUAGCGAAAAUAAAGAAAAAUGUUAUAAUACCAUAUUAAAUGAACUGAAAACAUAUAAAUCCUUACCAAUUAUUUUAGGUAAUAUUUUACCAUAUUGGACAAAAGAUAAAAAUAUUAAAAAAAUUAAAAAAAAAAAUAUAGAUAAAAUCAAGAAAAAAAAAGAAAGUAAUAAUUCCCAGAAAUAUCCAAAUUUAUUUUAUAAAAUAAAAAAUUUGAAAAGAAAUAAUGAUAAACUUAAAUAUAUACAUAUAAGCAAUAUUAAUAAAAAAUUAAAAAGAGCAAUGAUGAAUAAACAAAAUAAAAAUAAACAUAAAUAUGUUUUUGAGGAUGAACUUAAGGAUAUAGAUCAAAUAAAAAAUUCGAAAGAACAAAAUAAAGAUGAAUAUGAUAAACCAGAUCAUACACAGAAUAAUGAAUCUUCUGAAAAAUUAAAUGAUAAUAUCAAUAGCACUAAAGACAAUUCUCAAGAUGUAGCUAUUACUCAAUUGAAUGAAAAUAAUGAGAAUAAAGAUGAUAUUGAUGGUGAUAAUAAUAUACCUAAGGUAGACAUAAAUAAUGAGAGUAAGGAAAACAAUUAUAAGAUUGAUAGGGAUAAUAAAGAUGAGGAUGAAAAUGAAGAAAAAAAUGAAAAUCAAGAGAGAAGUACGAACGAAUCAAAAGAUAUAUAUGUAUCUGAUGAACAUAUUGUUAUAAAUAAGAAUAAUAGUGAAGAAGAAAAAGAUAUAAUUUGUUCUGAUUAUAAUGAAAAAAUAAUAUCAUCUAUUAAUAAUAAUAAUAAUAAUAAUAGUGAUGAUGAAAAAUUAUGUAGUGAGGAUGACCAUAUUAACAAUAUAAAAGGUAAUGAUAAUAUGAAAGAUGAAAAAAAAAAAAAUAUUUCUGAAGAUGAAGAUAAAUGUGCUUAUUAUAAAGAAAAUGAAAAAAAGAAAUCAACUUUAAAAAAGAAAAAACGAAAUAUUUCAAGUAAGUUUGAUUUUUUAAGUAAUUUCCAUUUUGAUAUGCCUUAUAAUAGUAGUGUUCCAUUUAGUAAUUCCACAUUUUCUUUACAAAGAAAUCAAUAUAAAUCUUGUGUUUACUUUGAAUUUGUAUUAACAAAUAUUAAUCUGGACAAAUACAGAACAGAUAUUCUUAAUGUUAAUUAUAAUAAUAACAAUACAAUUACAAAAAAGAAGAAAAUAUAUUGUAUUAAUUUUAAAAAAUAUUAUAAAAGUUUACAAAGAAAAAGAAAAUAUGCAAACUCAACUAAUAAUGCAAUGAAUUCAAACACAGACCAUAUUAAUAAUGUAAAUAGUGAAAUGAAGAAAAACUCUUUUGUAUACAAUAAUAAUAUAAAAAGUGAUAGUAUAAUAUCAUCAUUAGAUAUAAAUAAAAAUUUAUAUAGCAAUAAAAUAAAGUCGAAAAAGAAGAAGAAGAAUAAAAAAAAUAAAAAAAAUAUAUUAAUAAAAAAGAAAAAAUAUAUGGAACAUUUAAACGGCAUUCUAAAUAUUAAUAGUAUGAAUAGUAUGAAUAGUAUGAAUAAUGUAAGUGAAGCUAAUUUGCAGAAUUAUGAAAAUAUUGAAAAUAUUAACAAAGAAAUUUUUGUAUUAUUUUCUCGUUAUGUACAUAAUAUUAAACAACAAAAAAAAAUUAUAGGUAAAUUAAUAGGUAAUAUUAAAAGUGAGAAAAAGAAACCAUAUAAAUAUUGGUAUUCUAUUGAAGAUAAAAUGAUUAAUUUUUAUAUAAAUGAAUAUUUAAAAAAUAAAUUAAAUACUAAACAUACAUAUACCAUAUCAAAACAAAUUGUAGAUCUUUUAAAAUUAAGAUUAUUAAUUAAUCAUAGUUCUCAUUUGCCAAAUAGCUGGACUGAAAAAGCUUUAUGUAAUGUUUGUAAUAUUGGUGAGGACUGGGAAGAUAAUCCUAUCGUUUUCUGUGAUUGUUGUUAUACUCCUAUGCAUUCAUUUUGUAGUGGUUCAAAAAAUAUUAAGAAUUAUAAUUCAAAUAAAAAAGCAUCAACAGAUGAUGAAGUUGAUGAGCAACAAAAACUAAAAGCAGAAAAAGAAAAAGAUAACAAUAAAGAUAAAAAUCAUAAUAAUAACAACAAUAUAAAUACUCAUGUUAAAAAUCAUAAUAGUUUUAUAAAAGAUUCUUAUAAUCCAGAUCAUCGUCAUGGUAAUAAAAAAAAAAAAGAUGACAAAAGUAAUAAUAAAACUAAUCACAAAAAGAAAAAUAAAAAAGUUAUGACCCCAAAAAUGAAUAUAAAUAUAAUGGAAUAUCUAAUGUCAGAUAAUUAUGUUAAUAUGAAUUCGACGCAAAGUUCUUUUAAUACAAUACCACUAAAAAAUGAAUUACAAGAAUAUCCAACUAACAAGUAUCAUUCAAAUAAUGAGGCUCCAAAAAAACACAAUAGUAAUGAAAAUUUAAAUAUCAAUCAUAAUGAUUAUAAAAAGGAAAAUGAGUUAGAUAGUAAUAAGUGUGAUACACAUAAUUUAGUGUUACCAUAUUAUAAGUCCUCAAAAUCAGAUGAUAAUACAAAUAAUAAAAUCAUACAUGAUAAUAAUGAUAAUAAUAACAAUAGUGAUAAUAAUAACAAUAAUGAUGAUAAUAUACAUAAUAAUAGAAGUGCUAGUUUUAUGAACUCAAUCAAUAACCCAGAAACGAUACAUAACAACAACGAUAUACCUCAGGGAAAUGUAAAUGAAAAUGUUGAUAAAAACAAAUUAAAUAUUGAAGAAAAUAAACCAAAUAGCCAAGAAACAGGUAAAUCAAUAAAAACUCAUAAUGCAACUGGUAAAAAAGAAAGUAAAGGACCUAUAGAAAAAAAAGAUACCAGCAUGUCAUCUAAAAAUAAUAAAAAUAAAGAAUUACAUGACAAAAAUGUAGAUGAAGAACAAUGGAUAUGUCCCUUGUGUUCCUAUUUAAGAAGUCAGAUUUAUUUUAUUGACGAUUCUAAUGCCUUUAAAAUUAUUAGGCGUUUAAGUUGUCCAAGAAAAAAAAAAGAUAUAGAUCUUUUAUUUAAAUCGACAACGAAUGAAUAUAAUAUCAAAACGAACAACCCAAACAACAACAACAACAACAACAAUAAUAAUAAUAAUAAUAAUAGUAAUAGUUGUAGUAAUAAUAUUGUUGAAGAUUUAAAAAGGGAAAUGAAGUCAUUUAAUGCUGCUGAAGAAAUUAUUGUAAAUAAAGAAAUAUUAAAAUUAUUAUAUAAACGAAAAACUAUUGUUUUAUUAUUUGAUACACAAAAUGAUAUACAUUAUUAUAAAGAAACAUAUAAUAUCGAAAUAAAUGAUGCUCAAGAUUUUUUUGAAAAAAUUGUUCUUAAGAAUAAAGAUAAAUAUAAAUAUAUUACACUUUUCAAUUCUAUUGUUGUUAAUAAAAUAGAUUGUCCAUUGAAUAUGUAUGAAUAUAUUUAUAGCAAUUUUCAAUUUUUUAGACAAGAAACCUUUUCUAUUACUGAAUAUGUAGAUGAUUCAGAUGAUGAAUCAGAAAAAGAAGAAACAAAUACUACUGAAAAUGUAAAAAGUGACAAGAAAAAAAAAGAUUUCGAUAAAAGUAUUAAAAUGACAAAAGACGAAAAAAUUGAUAGACGUACAAAGUUGUAUAGAUUAUUACAAAGUAAAUUACAUAAAAAAGAAGAUAGAAGAAGAAAAAAAUUUAGAAAUAGAAAUAAACUUAAUAUAAAUAAGGAUAUUAAUAAAAAUUCAGUUCCAAAUAUACAAGUAGAAGUAAAAAGAAGAGGUAGACCACCUGGAAGUACAAAAUUAAGUAAAUUAAUGUUACAAAAUAAUUUUCAAAUAAAAAGUGAUAAUAUAACAAAUGAUAAUACAUCUAAUAAGAAUAUAACAAAUAAUGAUGUAACAAGUAAUAUAUUACCAAAUGAUAAUAUUACAAGUGAUAAUAUUAUAAAAGAUAAUAUUACAAAUGAUAAUAUUACAAAUGAUAAUAAUACAAAUGAUAAUAAUACAAAUGAUAAUAUUACAAAUGAUAAUAAUACAAAUGAUAAUAAUACAAAUGAUAAUAUAAAUAAUCCUAUUCACAACUCGGAUACUUAUACAAAUGACAGUCAAAUAUAUAACAAUACAAGCACACAAAAUAAUACUACUACAAAUAAUAGUGCUACAAAUAUUGCAGCUACAAGUACUGAUUCUGCAAAUACUGCUUCUACAAAUAUUACAGCUACAAAUAUUACUACCACAAAUACUACAGAUAAUAAUAAUAAUAAUAAUAAUAAUAAUAGUAUUAGUAAUAGUAAUAGUAAUAAUAUUCUUGCUAAUUAUAGUGCUUUAAUAAAAUGUGAACAAAAUAACAACAUUGCAGACAAUAAACCCAUGUACGGAAUGAAAAAGAAAAAAAGCUCAGAUUAUAAUAAUUGUCUAGAAUCCAAAUUUAAUUCUAAUUAUUUUUCUACUCAUAAUGAAACAAAAUUAAGAAAUCAUAUCUUUAGUACAUAUAAUGACGAAUUCGAAGAAAAUAAUUUAAUGUUAAAAUAUAAUCAUAAUAUGAACUGCUCUUUUGUUUUUAAAAUACCUACUUGUUGUAUAUGUGAAUUUGAUGCUUUCUAUAUAGGUGGUGGUCCUAUAAAACGAACAAAAAAGAAAAAUGAGUGGUGUCAUAUUAGGUGUGCUAUAAUAAGUAAUUGUAUUAUUAAUAAUAAGAUUGAAAUAAAUAAUAAAGAAAAAACAAAAUAUAAAUGUUCCUUAUGUUUAAGAACAAAUACUACAGGUAUUAUUAAAUGUAAUGUCCCUGAUUGUUAUAAAUAUUACCAUAUUUCUUGUGCUACAUCAUCACCUAAAUAUUUAAUAGAAUUGAAUGAUGAAAAUAAAUUAAUUUUAUUUUGUUCAAAUCAUUCUCAAAGAAAAGCUCCUACAGAAAUAUUAAGAAGAUAUCAAAUUUUACGAGAAAAAGAAUAUAAUAAAAAUAAAUUAGAAGAUAAAUUAAAUAUUUCUAAAAUGUUUGAUGCUUAUUUACUACAAUCAUAUUUAAAAGUAUGUGAUUUUAAGUUGUUCAAUUUAUUAUCUUUAUCAUCCUUAUCUGUAUUUGAUGAAUUUGUUCACUUUAAUUAUGAUAAGUUUAAUGAACAUGUAAAAAAAUAUAAUAUUAAUCUUAUGGACGAUUUUAAUAAUGAUAUUUAUCAAAAUGUUGAUCACAAUCCAUUUUUAAAAGAGGCAAGUAAUAUGUUUAAUAAUACAGUGGAAGUAACAAAGGUUGGAAGACCGAGGAGGAGAAGUUCGAACGUUAGUAAUUUUAUUAAGCGAAAUCAAAAAGAUGACAAAGAAGAUGAUAAGAUGGAAGACAAAGGAGAUGAUAAGAUGGAAGACAAAGGAGAUGAUAAGAUGGAAGACAAAGGAGAUGAUAAGAUGGAAGACAAAGAAGAUGAUAAGAUGGAAGACAAAGAAGAUGAUAAGAUGGACGACAAAGAAGAUGAUAAGAUGGACGACAAAGAAGAUGAUAAGAUGGACGACAAAGAAGAUGAUAAGAUGGACGACAAAGAAGAUGAUAAGAUGGAUGACAAAACAGACGACAGAAUGUGUGAUAAUGAACUUGCUUCAAAAGAACAUUCAUCAAUACAAAUAUACCCAUUAAGUGACAUAAACCAAAAGGACGAAAAAAUUGAAGAAUCAGAAAAUGAUUUUGAAGGAGAAAAGAAAUUUUUAGAACUAGAAAACAGCAAUAGAAAGAAAAACAUACAAAUUGAUAUAUUCGAUAUAGAAAAUAUAAAUAAAAUUAGUAAUAUAAAAUGUAAUAAUAUUAUAAGUAUAGGUAAUUUCAAAAAUAUAUAUAAUGAAAAUUUAUUAGAUGAAGAUACUUUAUUAAAAUUAUUGUCAUAUGAUUUCUUAAAUAUACAAAAAGAUAUACAAGAAUUUAAUAGUAAUAUAUUAAGUGAUAAAUAUAAAAAAUUAAAAAACUUUGAAAAUAUUUUAUGUUUAUAUCCAUAUUUUAAUGAUUAUCAAUUAAGAAAAUUAUCAGAAUUAAUAUUAGAAAAAAAUUCUUCUACUAUAUGUAAAAUUAAUAAGGAUGAUGAUAAUACAUUCAUUUCAUCUUUUAGUAAAUUUUUAUCCUUAUUAAAUAAUAAAGAUUUAAUGUUAUGUAGUGUAUGCUUAUCUAAAGCAAGUUAUUCUGAUAAAAACAAAGAAGACAAAAAAUUAACAGAAGAAAAAGUUGAAUUAUCAACUGUAGAAAAUAAUAAUUUAUCUAAUAGCCAAAUGACACUCAAAUUAAGAAAAUUAGCUUAUGCUAAUAAUAUAAAAGAAAGUUUAGAAACAAAAAAAGAAAGAAGAUUAGGAUCAUUAAGUGUUUUAAAAAAAUGUACUAUGUGUAAUGUAUAUAUAUGUUAUUUCUGUUGUCACAGAAUGAAUAUAGAUAUAAUGAAAAAUUAUUUAAAUAAUGAUAUAAAAUUAUAUAAUACAUUUAGUGUAUACAAUAAUAAUAUUAAUAAAAAUAAUCAAGAUAAAAAUCCAUUCCGUGUUAAGAGGGUAGGUAGACCAAGUAAAUAUCGACCACCAGUAGAGCCACCUCCUAACCCUGAUAAUAUAAAUCAUAAUAAUAAUAAUAAUAAUAAUAGUAAUAAUAGUAAUAAUAAUGAUGGAGAGAAUAAACCAAAUGUUUCUCAAGAAAAUACUACUAAUAAUAAUUUAAAUACAAACAACACAACCAAUAAUAAUUUUUCCAAUGCAGCAAAUGAACAACAUAGUAGUACUAAUAAUCAAAAUGAAGAUGAAAAUAUAAAAAAAAAUAAUAAUGAAAAUAUUCUGAACGAUCAUAAAAGUGUUCAAAUUAAUGAGAAUAUUAAAGAACAAUCUAACAUUGAUAACAAUCAUAAUAAUUCUUGUAGCAAAAAUAACGAUAUCCAUUUAAAUCAUAAUAAUGAAAAGAAUGUUCUAGAAAAUAAUCAAAUUUGUAAAACUAAAAGAACUAGUGGUGGUAUUUAUAAAAAAUCUAUCGAUUCAAGUAAUUUUUUAAAUUGUGAUAAAAAAGAAAAUGAUAAUGAAUUUGUUUGUCCUAGAUGUGAAUAUUUCAAUGUAAAAAAGAAAAUAGGUUUCUGCUCUUAUUGUCCUAGAUUAGAUGGAUUUUUAAAUUGUUUUGAAGAUAAAGGGAAGAAAGAAUUAUUAUUUGGUCAUCCUAAAUGUAUAGAAUAUGUAAAUACUGCAUAUGCUAAAAAAAAUAGUGUUAAUGAUGUUAAAUAUGGAUAUAAUAAAAGAAUAUGUAGUUAUUGUAGAAUAAAACAUGGAGUUGUUAUUACAUGUAGUAAUACCGAUUGUGAUGUAUCUUUUCAUAUAUCUUGUGGUAUUUUGCUAGGUUGUAAGAUGGAUAACUUUUUUGGUCGAGUUGAUAUUUAUAAUCCAAAAAAAGCAUAUUGUUUUAAACAUACAUUUCAAUAUUGUAAGAAAAGUAAUUUCAUAAAUUUUAUUAAUGCAAAUAAAUUAUUUUGUUUUGAAAACUUUUUAUAUAAUCCAUUUAAUCAUUUAUAUAAUUUCUUAAUUGGUACAUAUGUAUUUAACCACUUAAAUAAAAAAUGCUCUAUUUAUUUAAUGAGACCAAUUAAAAUUGAAGAACAACCAUUUACAAAUAUAUUUGAAAAGGCACAAUUAAAUAUAUUGAAAAAAAAUACGAAUUUGCUAACACAUGAUAUGAGACGAUCACCUAAAGGUAGCAAUAAAUACAACAUUGAUAAUAGAAGGAAAAUGAGUCUAACCACAAAUAUAGGUGAUAAUAAAAAUUUAUUGGAUCCCUCUUCUUUAUAUAAUAAUGAUAGUAGUAAUAAUAAUAUACAUAAAUAUAUAAAAUUAUCAAAUGAAGAUGAUAAUUCAAGAACACCAUCUAAUACAUUGGCUAACAUGCCAUUCGAUAUGCAACAUCAUGAUAAUAUUAAUAAUUUCUAUAAUAUGAAUAAUAUGAAUAAUGUACCUCCUAAUUUUGUCAACAAAUUUAAUAACAAUCCAUUAUUUUUAACGAACAAAAAUAAUAUGCAUAAUACAAAUAAUCCAUUAUUUAAUUUAGAUCAUGAACACAACAAACAAUCAUUUAUGAAUACUAAUAAUAAAAAUAAUGUGUCAUUUAAAAAUAAUAAUAAAAUUUUUGUUGAUGAUAAUUUAACAGAAAGUGCUGUUUCAAUUUUGUCAGAAAAUGAAACAGAAGAACUUAAAUCAUUUCAAAAUGUAUCCCUUAUCAAUUCAAGAAGUAAUACUUAUAUUAAUAAUAUUAUACAAAAUAGUUUUAUGCAAUAUGUUAAAAAAUUCCAAGGAAAUAAUAAUAACCAUAUACCACAACCUUUUAAUAAUAAUAAUAAUAAUGCAAUCCCUAAUAAUUUUAUUCCUAUGUAUAAUAUGUUCAAUUUCCCAAAUCCUCAAUUUCAAAACAUGCAAAAUAUUCAAAAUUUGCAAAAUAUGCAUAAUAUUCAAAAUAUGCAAAAUAUACCAAAUGCUCAAAACAAUAUUAUGAAUAAAAAUGCCAAAUUCAAUUUUAUAGAAAAUAAGAGGAAAAAAUAUCUAUAUAAAGAUAAAAAUUUAGAGAACACUAGAAAAAAUGCACUCAGUGAAGGAAAUAUUUUUAUCAAUGUAGAUAAUGAAAAAUUACAAAAAGUAGAUGGAAGGAAAAAAAGAAGAUAUCGUAAAAGUAAAAAUGCACAAAGUAUUAAUACUGGAGAAUUAACUACAUUGACCAAUUCGAAUUCAUUAAGUAUAAAUAAUAUGGAUAAAUUGAAUAAAGAUAAUUUAUCAUCUAAUAUAAGUAAUAACCUUAAUCCAUUUGUUAAAAAUAAUAUUAUUGAUGAAAAAAAUAUUAAUGUCAAAAAUAAUUUUUUCAAUCAUAGUAAUAGUAAUACUAAUAUCUUAAAAGAAGAAAGUAAAGUUAAUAUUAAAAAAUGUCUUGAUACUGUUGAUGAAGACCAAAUAUAUUGUCCAGUCUGUAAAUCUUAUUAUGAAGAAUUAAGUGAUGGUUCGCCAGCGGACGGUUUGAAUUGGAUUGGAUGUGAUAAAUGUGAAAAAUGGUAUCAUUGGAUAUGUUGUAAAUAUUCUGUUGACAAUCCACCAGAUAUUGAAAAUGACUGGUAUUGUAAUAGUUGUUUGAAUAGUUAA